Camellia sinensis is the source of this 6589-nucleotide messenger RNA. Its product is annotated as 1-phosphatidylinositol-3-phosphate 5-kinase FAB1B. Gene Ontology annotation, molecular function: metal ion binding; 1-phosphatidylinositol-3-phosphate 5-kinase activity; ATP binding. Gene Ontology annotation, biological process: phosphatidylinositol phosphate biosynthetic process. The record is from RefSeq and is a predicted model, not a curated record. Lineage: Eukaryota; Viridiplantae; Streptophyta; Magnoliopsida; Ericales; Theaceae. Gene Ontology annotation, cellular component: endosome membrane.
AGAUAUUAGCGGUCAGGUUAUUCUUGAAUGAAUGAAUGAAUCCCUUUCAAUUUCCUAAAACUCUAUCUCUCUCUCUCUCUCUCUCUGACAUGUAUAGUUAUAGAGAUAUAUAUGCACAUGUUGAAGGUCGAGAAGAAGAAGAAGAAGAAGAAGAAGGUAGAUGAAGAAGUUGUUAGUGUUCACGGGGAUUUUGAAUUGGUGCUUGUUUGUACUAGUACUACUAGUCUAGUCUUUGAUUGCUUUCGAGUAACAAAUGUGUGGUUGUGAGUGAAGCUCGUGUCGCAUUGAAUGGUUGUCGAUUCGAUUCUUGCUGAUUGCACUCCUCCUCCUGAGGUCUGUCUAUAAAUUUUGACAAGUUUUAAUAGCAAACCAAGCAUUGACUUGGGUUGGGGGAUUCCAGUAGGAUUCGAUUUUCACUUCAUCAUCAUCAUCAUCAUCAUCAUCAUCAAUCAACUAGUUGGAUGCUGCAUCUCUAUCUCUAUCUCUAUCUCUAUCUCUAUCUGCUUCUGCGUUAAGAUUAUUUCCAUGGGGAUGCUGACUUGACCGGUCUUCAAUUUUAAGCUCUACUUGCACGUAAACUGCUGCAAUAAUCAUAAGAGUCAUUUCUGCUUAGCGUGGUUUGUUUGGUUUUUUUUUUUUUUUUUUUAGCCCUUUUUUUUUCACAAAUUUCUAGGAACAGGAAAAAAAAAAAAAAAAGUAUAAUCCAAUUUAGCCCUCUAGUGUUUCUGUUCAAAUUUAUCUUUUUUAUAUUGAAAAAUGGUUCUGUCCCGAAUCUCUGUUAGCAAUCAAUAUGAAUAUGCAUAUGCAUAUGCAUAUGCAGUUUAGGGUUUACAGUAGUAAGUGACCAAUGAACAUUUUAUAAUGAUGAGUGGGAUGAAGUGGGAUCUUUGUGGAUGGGUAGCCCCGAUAAUUAUAAUCAUAAUCAUAAGCCGUCUGAGAUAGUUGACAUUGUCAAAUCAUGGAUCCCAAGGAGGAAGGAAGCUGCAAAUAUGUCUAAGGAUUUUUGGAUGCCCGAUCGCAGCUGUAGGGUAUGCUACGACUGUGACUCCCAGUUUACCCUAUUCAACCGCAGACACCAUUGCCGCCUCUGUGGACGUGUUUUCUGUGCCAAGUGCACUGCUAAUUCAGUUCCUGCUCCUCCUGAUGAGCACAACAUCCUCCUCCGCCGCCGCGAAGAUUGGGAGAGGAUUAGGGUCUGUAAUUAUUGCCUUAAGCAAUGGGAACAGAGCACAGCUGUCGUUGACACUGGCAAAAUUGCAUUAAGCCCAAGCCCGGGCCUCAGUCCGUCCCCAUCAGCCACAAGUUUGAUUAGCAGCCAAUCUAACUGCAGCGGUAACAGCAACAGCAGUGUUGCUUCAACACAGUACUCAACUGGUCCGUACCAUCAGGUACCAUAUACUACUGCCCAGAGUCCUCGUAAAUCUCUUCAAAUGGAUCCUUUUAGAGUUCAGCAAGAUCAGCUAACAUGUCAGAGGAGCUCAAAUACCAUUGCAGAUGCAGGGGAUUCAUUUCCUAACCAAUUUGAUUUUUGCGUGAACAGAAGUGAUGAUGAGGAUGAUGGAUAUGGCAUCUGUGGAAUAGAGUCUGAAACCGGUCAUUUUCCUCAAUCUGAUGACUAUUAUGGUGCUGUCAGUUAUGAUGGGAUUGGCCACCUCUAUGGACGACAUGAAGUGCAUCCUGAUGCUAAGAACCAUGACACAAAAAACCUGAGUUCCUCCUUGUUACCUAGGAGCCUUGAGACACCUGAAUUGGAAGGAAUCAAAAAGGUUGAGGAAGAAGGAGCCAGCUGCAAAAAUGUUGAUGGGUGUGAAGUUUCUCCUGUAUAUAAUGUGGAUAGUAAGGUGUCUGAACCUGUGGAUUUUGAGAACAAUGGGCUACUUUGGCUCCCUCCAGAGCCUGAAGAUGAAGAGCACGAGAGAGAAGCUGUUUUGUGUGAUGAGGAGGAGGAUGAUGAUGCUACAGGAGAUUGGGGUAGCCUACGCUCUUCAAGAAGCUUUGGUAACAGUCAGUUCCAUAAUAAGGAUAGGUCAAGUGAAGAACACAGGAAAGCCAUGAAGAAUGUGGUUGAUGGGCAUUUUAGAGCUUUGGUAGCUCAGCUUCUGCAAGUUGAGAAUCUACCUUUGGGUGAGGAUGAUAACAAAGUGAGUUGGUUGGAUAUAAUUACAUAUUUGUGCUGGGAAGCUGCCACACUUCUUAAGCCAGAUACAAGUAAGGGUGGAGGAAUGGAUCCUGGUGGAUAUGUAAAGGUCAAAUGUAUAGCUUGUGGGUGUCGCACUGAUAGUACGGUGGUUAAGGGAGUUGUGUGUAGGAAAAAUGUUGCUCAUCGGCGAAUGGCAUCAAAAAUAGAUAAACCACGAUUCCUAAUCCUUGGAGGGGCUUUGGAAUAUCAACGGGUUUCUAACCACUUGUCAAGUUUUGAUACUUUGUUGCAGCAGGAAAUGGACCAUUUGAAGAUGGCUGUUGCAAAAAUUGAUGCUCAUCAUCCUAAUGUUCUUUUGGUAGAGAAAUCAGUAUCCCGAUUCGCACAAGAAUACCUGCUUGCGAAAAAUAUAUCACUUGUUCUGAAUAUCAAGAGGCCACUUCUAGAGCGUAUAGCUCGCUGUACAGGUGCUCAAAUAGCCCCUUCAAUCGAUCGUCUUACAUCACAGAAAAUAGGACAUUGUGACUCAUUCCAUGUGGACAAGUUUUUUGAAGAGCAUGGCAGUGCGGAACAAAGUGGGAAGAAAUUGACGAAGACAUUGAUGUUUUUUGAGGGUUGCCCGAAGCCAUUGGGUUGUACUAUUUUGCUCAAGGGUGCCAGUGGGGAUGAGUUGAAGAGAGUGAAGCAUGUUGUCCAAUAUGGAGUCUUUGCCGCUUAUCACUUGGCUCUAGAGACAUCUUUUCUUGCUGAUGAAGGUGCUUCUCUGCCAGAACUUCCUUUAAAGUGUCCAAUAACCGUUGCAUUACCUAAUAAAUCCCUGAGUAUUGGCCGGUCCAUAUCUACCAUACCUGGUUUUAUUGCUCCUGAGACUCAAAAGCCUCAGCCUCAGGGUGCUCAUCCCUUUGAUGAAUCACAGAGAUCUAAAAAUAACUUGUCAGAUUUUGCCUCAUCUGCUAUCAUUUCCCCCAAAUGGAAAUCAGAAGUGGCACAGUCAACAUGGUUGACUGAGGAUCCUAUCACUCAAACUUUGCACUCAGAACCUCCCAGAACUGCUGUGGAAUCUACAGGUUCUCUCGACUCUGUGUCUGCUCCGGGGCAUAUCUUUUCAGAUGCUUACCCAAAUAUUUUCUCCCCUUGUCAUGUCUUUGAGGAGAACAAUAAUGUGGGUCUCAAGGAAACAUUAACGGUCAACAUUGGCCAAGUGCUGGGAGAUGAUAAUUUAACUUCUAAUCAUUUUCGCACUUCAGAGUUGGCAUCCUCAGCACAAGAAAGCAAUAGUAACCAUGGGGAGGUGGGGUCUCUGAGAGAAGAGUUUUCUCCCUCACCCUCUGAUCAUCAAAGCAUUUUGGUGUCCUUGACAACACGCUGUGUGUGGAAGGGAACUGUAUGUGAAUGUGCCCACCUCUUGCGCAUUAAAUACUAUGGAACCUUUGAUAAGCCUUUGGGGCGGUUUUUACGUGAUCAUUUGUUUGAUCAGAGCUACCGGUGCCCGUCAUGUGAGAUGCCAUCAGAAGCACAUGUUCAUUGCUAUACUCAUCGGCAAGGUAGUCUUACAAUUUCUGUUAAGAAGUGCAAGGAGUUCUUUCUCCCAGGGGAACAGGAAGGAAAAAUCUGGAUGUGGCAUCGGUGCCUGCGAUGUCCUCGGACCAAUGGGUUCCCUCCCACCACUAGAAGAGUAGUAAUGUCUGAUGCUGCAUGGGGUUUAUCUUUUGGGAAAUUUUUGGAGCUUAGCUUUUCAAACCAUGCAGCUGCAAGCAGGGUUGCAAAUUGUGGUCAUUCCCUUCACAGAGAUUGUCUCCGAUUCUAUGGUUUUGGAAGAACGGUUGCUUGCUUUCACUAUGCUUCAAUUGAUGUUCAUUCUGUGUAUCUCCCACCCCCAAAACUUGAAUUUAAUUAUGAUAAUCAGGACUGGAUAAGAAAAGAAGCUGAUGAGAUCAGAAGCAGGGCAGAUCUCUUAUUUGCUGAGGUGUACAAUGCUGUCCGUCAAAUUUCGGAGGGAACAUCACUUGACAGUGGCAUGAAAGCACCUGAAUCAAGAAAGAGAGUUGCAGAACUGGCAGGGAUGCUACAGAAGGAGAAAGAAGAAUUUGAGGAAUCGGUGCAGCAAGCACUGAAUAGGGAAGUUAAAGUUGGCCAGCCUGCAAUCGAUAUUCUUGAGAUUAAUAAACUGAGGAGGCAGUUACUCUUCCAUUCUUAUAUCUGGGAUCAACAUCUGAUAUACAGUGUCAGUUUAAAUAGCAAGAGUGUUCAGGAAGGCAUGAACAGUUCGAUAGCAAAGCCGAAGGAGAAAUCUGUCUGUUCUAGUGACAGGCCUGUUGAGAUGAAUGCAACUUCAAAGCCUGGUAAACGGUUCAGUAGCUUCAGUAGCUGUGACUCCUUUCUUCUGGAUGGAAAGCCUGAUAUAAACUUGAACCAAUGGGGAAGUCUUUGCAUGACUAACCAACCCAAUGAAAUUCGUAAAGGAGAAGACAUGGAUCAUGACCUGGAUUGUAGGGAGGCUGAGGUUUAUCUUUCUUCUGGCAGAAAUAUGACUGAUCAAACAAACAAUAUGGAGUCUGUAAAAAAUGUACGAAGGGUUCUUUCAGAAGGGCAGUUCCCAAUUAUGGAAAACUUAUCUGCUACCCUGGAUGCGGCAUGGACUGGUGAAAAUCACCCAGGAGGUAUAACACCUAAAGAGAAUGGCCGUGAAUAUGCUAACAAAGUUAUGGAAGGUUCUUCAGAUGUGGUUGAUUCAGUUGCUGCAAACUCAGAUUUGAAGAACCGUACUGAUGACCAAGAUGGGGCUAAGGUGGCUCAUUCUCUUGGCUUUUCAGUCCCUCUCAAAGAGCAAAAGAACUCCAUGAGCUGGGUGGGGAUGCCCUUCUUAAAUUUCUAUCACUCGUUGAACAAGAAUUCUUCAUUGAAUGCUCAAAUUGUUGGCAAAGUUAGCGAAUAUAAUCCUGUCUAUGUCAAAUCAUUCUGGGAGAUGGUGCGUCAAGGUGGUGCCAGGCUACUUCUUCCUGUGGGUGUUAAUGAUACUGUUUUGCCAGUUUAUGAUGAUGAACCUACCAGUAUCAUAUCAUAUGCACUUCUCUCACCAGAUUAUCAUACCCAGAUAUCCAAUGAGCCCGAGAGACCAAAAGAUGGUGUGGAAUCUUCAGUCUCAUCAUUGCUUUUGGAUUCAACUAAUCUUCUCUCACUUAACUCUUUUGACAAUAAAACUUCUGAAUCCUUUAGAAGUCUUGGCUCUACUGAUGAGAGCAGUUUAUCCAUGUCUGGAUCUCGGGGCUCCUCAGUAUUGGAUCCACUCUUGUUCACAAAGGCUUCGCGUACCAUAGUAUCUUUCACAGAUGAUGGCCCUCUUGGAAAUGUGAAGUAUACUGUGACUUGUUACUAUGCAAAGCGAUUUGAGGCGUUGAGAAGGAUUUGUUGCCCCUCUGAGUUGGAUUUCAUACGCUCCCUCAGUCGUUGUAGAAAGUGGGGUGCACAGGGUGGCAAGAGUAAUGUCUUCUUUGCAAAAACCCUAGAUGACCGAUUUAUCAUUAAACAGGUUACAAAGACAGAGCUGGAGUCGUUCAUCAAGUUUGCACCAGCUUAUUUUAAGUAUUUGUCUGAAUCAAUUAGUUCAAGAAGCCCAACUUGCCUGGCAAAGAUCUUGGGCAUUUACCAGGUUACAUCAAAGCAUCUUAAAGGAGGAAAGGAGUCAAGAAUAGACGUUUUGGUAAUGGAGAAUCUUCUCUUUGGACGUAAUGUCACAAGACUGUAUGACCUUAAGGGAUCUUCACGGUCACGGUAUAAUCCAGAUGCAAGUGGAAGCAAUAAAGUUCUCCUUGACCAGAACCUGAUUGAAGCCAUGCCAACUUCUCCAAUUUUUGUGGGGAACCAGGCAAAGCGGUUGCUGGAGAGAGCUGUUUGGAAUGAUACUGCAUUUCUUGCUUCAAUUGACGUAAUGGAUUACUCUUUACUAGUUGGCGUUGAUGAAGAAAAGCACGAGUUGGUUCUUGGGAUUAUUGAUUUCAUGAGGCAAUAUACAUGGGACAAACACCUUGAAACUUGGGUGAAGGCAUCCGGCAUCCUUGGUGGACCUAAAAACACGCCUCCAACUGUGAUAUCUCCCAUGCAGUACAAGAAACGCUUUAGAAAAGCUAUGGCUGCUUAUUUCAUUAUGGUGCCAGAUCAGCGGUCUCCGCCUCCAACAAUCAUUGCCAGUGGAUCCCAGUCAGACCUUUGCGGCGAAGAAAACUCACAAGGAGGCGCAUCUUUAGAUUAAAGCAGCGUUGCUGUAUAUUGUUAAUUUGUAAGUUGGAAUAUCAGUUACCUCUCAUUUUCUUGUAUACCACCAUGCCUUGCCCUUCCAGUUCUCCCUCUUAGAAAUUUUUGGAUGGCUGCGUCAUCAUUUUUCCUAAAAGAGGGAUUGCUAAUUGCUCACAUAAGAAGCAAUAAAUGGCUGUUUAAGGCCAAGAUUUUUUU